GCGUGGUGUUGCGUACAAACGUGCGCGGGCGCGCGCGCACCUUCCAGCAGCAGCAGUGCGGCUGAUGCGUGCGCGCGAUGAUUGUGGCAGACAUGUACGUACACAGUUGUACGCGCGCAUACACGGACGCCUCGCCACGGUACGGUUUCGCCUCGCUGUCGCGGGAGUGCUUCCCUUCAUCCGGUUCUGUCGUCGCGUCCGCGUCGCGUGUAGGCAGGUAGGCGGACGCCACGUAGAGGUAAUAUGCCGGGAAACGGCGGCGGUGCGCGCGCGAGCGCGUCGCCGGCGGCACGCGUGGCCGCGACGCCGCCGCCGGCGCACUACCUACACGAGCUGCCGGCCCAGGACGAGGAACGGCUGGAGCGAGUGUUUCAGCGCCUCGACCUCGACGGUAACGGCCGCAUCGAUGUGCACGAUCUCUCCCAGGCGCUGCGCGAUGUCGGCAUGCACACGCAUUAUACGCAAUAUGCCAAGAAAUUUCUGGCCAGAUCAGAUAGUACUAAAAGUGGCGACAUUAGUCUAGCUGAAUUCAUACACUAUGUUCGUGAACAUGAGAAGAAUCUACGACUGCAGUUCUCCAAUCUCGAUAAGAAUAGAGAUGGCACAAUAGAUUUGGAAGAACUGAUAAGAGCUUUCAAGGAGCUAGGAAUAGAAAUUGCACAAGAGGAAGCAACUAAGUUAUUGCAACGCAUGGAUCAAGAUGGAAGUCUUAAAAUCAGUUUUGAUGAAUGGCGGGACUUUCUGCUCUAUGCACCAAGUUCUAACUUAUUCGACAUCAUCGAAUAUUGGCAUCACACCACAUAUAUGGACAUUGGGGAGGACAUCGGUGUCCCCGAAGAAUUCACAAAAGGUGAGAUGGUGUCGGGGAUGUGGUGGCGGCAUUUAUUAUCCGGUGGGAUAGCUGGUGCAGUAUCGCGUACCUGCACCGCUCCCCUCGACCGCAUCAAGGUCUACUUGCAGGUCCACGGCACACGACACUGCAAUAUCAUGAGUUGCUUCAGGUACAUGUUGCGCGAGGGUGGCAUUAGCAGCCUAUGGCGCGGCAAUGGCAUUAACGUGCUCAAGAUUGGUCCGGAGACGGCGCUCAAAUUUAUGGCAUACGAGCAGGUGAAGAGGGCCAUCAAGGCAGACAACGAGACGCGUGAGCUCGGACUUUAUGAGAGAUUUUGCGCCGGUUCCAUGGCCGGCGGUAUCAGCCAAUCGGCCAUCUACCCCCUCGAGGUGCUGAAGACGAGACUCGCGUUGCGAAAAACAGGCGAGUUCGAUGGCAUGAUAGAUGCAGCUAAAAAAAUAUAUAGACAAGGUGGCUUAAAAUCCUUUUACAGAGGCUACGUACCCAAUUUGAUAGGAAUACUUCCUUAUGCCGGCAUUGAUUUAGCCGUCUAUGAAACCUUGAAAAAUAGUUACCUACGUACACACGACAAGAAGGAACAACCGGCGUUUUGGAUUCUAUUGUUGUGUGGCACAGCUUCGAGUACAGCUGGCCAGGUGUGCUCGUACCCGUUGGCACUGGUGCGAACGCGAUUGCAAGCCGAAGUCGCGCCAGAAAAAUCGCUCAACACCAUGAUGGGUGUUUUCAAGGACAUUCUCAGCCGCGAAGGAAUACGCGGUUUGUAUCGUGGCCUCACACCCAAUUUUCUUAAGGUUGCACCUGCCGUGUCCAUUAGCUAUGUAGUAUAUGAGCAUUUUCGGCAGGCGCUAGGCGUCAACAUGACGUGAUGAAUAUACAUACUAGGAUUAAUUUAA
Molecule: messenger RNA, 1746 nt
Organism: Nylanderia fulva
Lineage: Eukaryota; Metazoa; Arthropoda; Insecta; Hymenoptera; Formicidae
Gene: SCaMC
Product: Short Calcium-binding Mitochondrial Carrier
Biological process (GO): transmembrane transport
Molecular function (GO): calcium ion binding
Source: RefSeq, a predicted model, not a curated record